Messenger RNA from Capsella rubella, 1299 nucleotides. RefSeq names its product transcription factor MYB98. Gene Ontology annotation, biological process: regulation of DNA-templated transcription. Gene Ontology annotation, cellular component: nucleus. Lineage: Eukaryota; Viridiplantae; Streptophyta; Magnoliopsida; Brassicales; Brassicaceae. The record is from RefSeq and is a predicted model, not a curated record. The coding region runs from base 1 to 1299 and encodes 432 amino acids. Gene Ontology annotation, molecular function: RNA polymerase II cis-regulatory region sequence-specific DNA binding; DNA-binding transcription factor activity, RNA polymerase II-specific. The transcript has 3 exons.
AUGGAGAAUUUCGUCGACGAGAGUGGUGGUUUCGUUCCUCUAAACCAAAACAUCUUCACACGUGACCAAGAACACAUGAAAGAAGAAGACUUCCCAUUCGAAGUCGUCGACCAAUCAAAACCCACAAGCUUCCUUCAAGACUUUCACCAUCUUGAUCAUCAUCAUCAGUUUGAUCAUCAUCAUCAUCAUCACCAAGGCUCAUCAUCUUCAAACCAUUUGCUAGGUCUCCAAACGACGUCUUCUUGCAUCAACAAUGCUCCUUUCGAGCAUUGCUCUUACCAAGAAAACAUGGUCGAGUUUUAUGAAUCUAAACCACAUUUGACGAUGAACCAUCAUUUCCAAGCUCCGGAAAAUCCAACGUACUUCACUCGUAAUCAUCACCAUCAUCAUCAUCAAGAGAUCAAUUUGGUCGAUGAACAUGAACAUAUGGAUUUGGAGCAAAACAACAUGAUGAUGAUGAGGAUGAUCCCUUUUGAUUACCCUCCUACUGAGACCGUCAAACCUAUGAACUUGGUGAUGCCAGAUGAGAUUUCAUGUGUUUCUGCGGAUACUGAUUGUUAUAGAGCGACGAGUUUCAACAAGACCAAACCAUAUCUUACACGAAAGUUGUCUUCUUCAUCUUCAUCAUCAUCAUGGAAAGAAAAGAAAACGUCAACCUUAGUCAAAGGACAAUGGACUGCUGAAGAAGACAGGAUAUUGAUUCAACUCGUGGACAAGUAUGGAUUGCGUAAAUGGUCGCAUAUCGCUCAAGUGUUACCGGGAAGGAUCGGGAAACAAUGUAGAGAGAGGUGGCAUAACCAUUUGAGACCUGACAUUAAGAAAGAGACAUGGAGUGAAGAAGAGGACAGAGUGUUGAUUGAAUUUCACAAAGAGAUUGGAAACAAAUGGGCAGAGAUUGCAAAAAGACUCCCUGGAAGAACAGAGAACUCAAUCAAGAACCAUUGGAACGCUACAAAACGAAGACAGUUCUCUAAAAGAAAGUGUAGGUCUAAGUAUCCAAGACCUUCUCUGUUGCAGGACUACAUCAAGAGCUUGAACUUGGGAGUUCUGUCAGCUUCAUCUGUUCCUGCAAGAGGUAGACGCAGAGAGAGUAACAAGAAGAAGGAUGUUGUGGCUGCGGUUGAGGAGAAGAAGAAGGAUCAAGAGGAGAUCUAUGGAGAAGACAGGAUUGUGCCUGAAUGUGUGUUCACUGAUGACUUUGGAUUCAAUGAGAAGUUGCUUGAGGAAGGAUGUAGCAUUGACUCUUUGCUUGAUGACAUUCCUCAGCCUGACAUUGAUGCUUUCGUUCACGGAAUCUGA